CUUUUGUAUGUAUGAAACUGUUAUGUGACAAAAACUUAAAAUAUUUUGCCCCUCUAAUCUCAGCUUUGGUGCUCCUCAGAAGAAGUUUUCCUAAAUUUGAAAGUCAGUGAUGUAAUAUUUUAUUUGGAAAGGGUCAAGUGCUGGUCCAUUGUGACGUCACGGCACUUUGGUUGCAGACAUUUACAAACUUUUCAACAAGUAAUUCUGGUGGAGAAAUGGAGUUUGUGGUCGGUAAGGAAACUUUUACGCACAGUUUUGGAGCUGUUUUGGGGGGGUUGGCAGGGCAGGGGCGUGGUGUGACUCCGGACAGGCUGAUGACUUUGUGGACCCACUCAUGCAUGCUCACACAAUGUGACAGUCCAGACAUGGCUUGAAACGUUUGGUAGCCCCGUUCCACCCGAGCUCCAUCUCUGACCGCCGCCUCCGCGCGCGCACAAACAAAAAAGUCAAACUCUCACCGCGCGUAAAAGGAAAACUUUUCCCAUACGAGAAAACAUGCGCGUGGAGAAGUUAGCGCACGAAUUCUUUUUGUAGGGAAGCACAGAAAAAGACAGAAAAGGCGUUUUUGAACAGAAAAAAAUCGGAUCCAGGAGUUGGACGCGCUCUUCUACGAUGUCACCUGUGAGGGCAGACGGAUCCUCUCUCCACGUUAAAGUAUGACAUCUCCGCUUUAAAGGUGUCACACAAGUUGUGAAACUCAGUCGAUGGAUUUAUUACUCUUAAUGCAAGAAUAUUUUACCUGUACUUUCUUCAUAGGCUUGAAAACUUGAAGCAUGGGCGACUGGAGCUUUCUGGGGCGGCUGCUGGAGAACGCUCAGGAGCACUCAACAGUCAUCGGCAAGGUCUGGCUGACUGUCCUCUUCAUCUUCAGGAUCCUGGUGCUGGGGGCCGCGGCUGAAGAGGUCUGGGGUGACGAGCAGUCUGACUUCACCUGCAACACCCAGCAACCCGGCUGCGAGAACGUGUGCUACGACGAGGCCUUCCCCAUCUCGCACAUCCGCUUCUGGGUGCUGCAGAUCAUCUUUGUGUCCACGCCGACGCUCAUCUACCUGGGCCACGUGCUUCACAUCGUCCGCAUGGAGGACAAGCGGAAAGAAAAGGAGGAAGAAAUGCGCAAAGCAAACAAGUUCCACGAGGAGAAAGAACUCCUUUAUAGAAACGGGGACGAUGCCGGGGGAGGCAGAAAGAAAGAGAAGCCCCCAAUCAGGGACGAACAUGGCAAAAUCCGUAUCAGAGGUGCGUUGCUGCGCACGUACGUGUUCAACAUUAUUUUUAAGACCCUGUUUGAAGUGGGUUUCAUUUUAGGCCAGUAUUUCCUUUAUGGUUUCCACCUGAAGCCCCUGUACAAGUGUGCACGCUGGCCCUGCCCCAACACUGUUGACUGCUUCAUAUCCAGGCCAACCGAAAAGACCAUUUUUAUUUUAUUCAUGCUUGUGGUGGCUUGCGUGUCUCUUUUGCUGAAUUUGUUAGAAAUCUAUCACCUUGGCUGGAAGAAGGUUAAACAAGGAAUGAGGAAUAAGUUUGUCCCUGAUCAUGAGUCGCUGCGCCAUGUUGACAUUGCAGAGCCAGAGCGUUUGGCCUCGGCCUCCAGAACUGCCCCAUCCAGCCUCAGCUACCCUCCUAACUACACAGAUGUGACGGCAGGCAGCGGCGUCUUCCUGCCACCUAUGGACCCGGCAGCUGUGCCCUCCGCAGAGGAGAUGGAAGCGCUCCAGCAGGAGGAGUCUAUCCACCAGGCCUCCCCCUCCUCCCACUACUACAUCAGCAACAACAACAACCACAGGCUGGCCACGCAACAGAACUGGGCCAACCUGGCCACCGAGCAGCAGACUCGGGAGAUGAAGGGCACGUCUCCAUCUCCAUCCGCCUCGUCCUCCACCAGCAACGAGAACAAGUACCAGCAGCAGUCAGCUGAUGCUGUUGUGCUGCUUCCUGUCAGCAGCAGCGGCACAACCAGCGACGCAGCCACCAGCGGCGGCAGGCCCAGCUCUCCCUCUAUGGCGCAGGAAGAAGUCCACAUCACCACCACUACAGUAGAGCUGCACGAGCCGCCAGUAACAGUUCGCACAGACCCGCGACGGCUCAGCCGCACCAGCAAGAGCAGCAGCAUCAGGGCCAGGCCGGGCGACCUGGCUGUCUAAACAUCUUUGUCCCCAAACCUCCUUCUCCAACAACCUAGUCCCUCCAACCCCACCCACAUCCAAAUUACUAAAUCAUCAUCAUGAGUCAAAAACAAAAGGACAUACGAAGCAUAGAAGGAAAUUCUGAGUGCAAUUGGUGAGUUGCUGAGACAAAAGUCUGUUCUUUUUGCGGGGCGUUCUGCACUCAUGAGAGGAGUUCGGAAUGUUGUUUCAGGUUCAAAAGAAGACGUGUCCACAACAGGCUGACUUUGGGGCAGAGAUCUCCCCAUGUUUCACAGCUUCUCUCUUUUUUGAACCUUAUCGAACAUUUAAUGUCAUUUAAAGCCACCAAGUGUCAAAUAAUUAAAUUCUUAUUUUUUUAUUGCAUUUAGAAAAGCACAAAAAUCUGGCAUUAAUGUACAGAGAGUUUAUUUCACCCUCCGCGAGGCUGGUUUGCCAAAUGUGAAUCAUCCACAAUCAAAGUAAAUCUAAUUUAUUGUUUUUAUGUGAUUAUUUUUGACAAUUCAGACUGCUCUACGUUCCAAAGUAAACGUCAACAUUUGCGAUUAGGAGUGAAGGGUAAGAAGGACGCAUCAGGGUUAAAACUGCUGGUUGGGGUCAUUCCUGAGAGACCCAGAAUGCACCUGGCUGUUUAUGAGCAGGUCAGUAAAUGAAAAAGAGCGGAGAAUAGAAUUCCCCUCAUGCCUGCUGCCACUGUCGGUGUUGCUUUUCAGUCAGCAAAUGCCAACAGAACAAAGCUUGUCGACCAGAUUUAGCCUAAAAAUAUUAUAAAAAGAAAAAAAUUCAAAUCCGUAGAAGCCAUUCUUCUUGGUGCUGCAUGUUCAAGAAACUGUUGCUGAGCUUCAAGCCAAAAAUCCAAGUAAAGUCGCUCCUAGAGAUGCAAUUUAUUUUCCUGAUCACAUUUCAAGAGCUUAAAAAAAUAUCCUUUCACUCUUAAAUCUCAUAUUUGUAUAAGUUUGCGUUUGCAAAUGACACAAAGCACGGCUGUCACUGCACCUUUCACAAAGCAGCAGCGCUCUGACUCUAUUGUGUCGCGUUAUUUAUGAUGCUUGGACAACUUUUGUGCAACUAACUAGACUGGUCAGCAGCUGCAGUCCUCCGUCUGUGUCGUGGUACUGUCCUAUUUGGUCAUUCUCAACCCUGGCACUUUUAAAUUAACAUUCAUUUGCUGUGCUCUCAACACUUGAAAAGAGAUAAAAAGCAAAACGAAUGCAUAAAAUCACACAGUAUUACAUUUGUACUUUGUAUUUUAAAAGUGUAAGUGAUAAACCAAAGAAUAGACAUUCUCUAAGCCUCAUAUUUUCCACUUUGAAGGCCUCCAGUGGGUGCAGUAUGAUGGUACAGCAAGAGAUUGUGUGCUCACUUAAAGUGUUUUCUCUGACCACAGCUGCUUUCAGGACUACAAGCUGAAAGCAACAAUCUGCAUUUCAUUUUUUUGAAUCCUGAAGUUUACAUUUUACAAUUUGAGAGAUUUGCACUUUUGAGAAAAAAUAUUCUGAAGUUUCUGUUCUAAACAUAAAAACAGUGCAAACUCUCAAACGAAAUGAAGUCUUAACUAAAUAUGGCAGAACAGCUUUAACAAGGAAACAUGAGCAUCUUCAGUCCAGAUGAAGACCUAACGAUGAUGAUAGUGCUUUUAAAUACUGUUCUCCCCCAUCAGCACUUUGGGUAGAUAUAUCAGACACAGUUGGGAGAACGUGAGUUGGGUAGCUGGCCCUUCCCUAACCCUGCAGCCUUGACGGGACGCUGUGUGCAAAAGCCCAUCAGCGUCAGUGAAUUCUCUGAACUCUCCUGUUUCAUGCAGAGCAUGAGCUACUGAAUCAUCCGGGUGGAGGAACCAUCGCAAAAUGCUCACAACAACCGCUUUUCAUUGCUGUCUUAAAGGAGAAAAGUGCCUUGUGAAUGAAUGAUUCUUCUGUGAGAACCAGUUGAUGUAAAUGUUCAUUUACCUCAAAUGUUUACAAAACUGUUA
Molecule: messenger RNA, 4113 nt
Organism: Oryzias melastigma (Indian medaka)
Lineage: Eukaryota; Metazoa; Chordata; Actinopteri; Beloniformes; Adrianichthyidae
Gene: gja3
Product: gap junction protein, alpha 3
Exons: 3
Coding region: 774-2141 (455 amino acids)
Biological process (GO): cell communication
Cellular component (GO): connexin complex
Source: RefSeq, a predicted model, not a curated record